CCAGUGCUCAGUAAUGAUCAGGUGUACAUCGAGGGAUUACGUGUGAUCCAGUUUCGUUUAUCUCAGUAAUAUACAUGUAUCAGAUAUAACAGGAUUUAAAAACAACUGUCUUGGCGCUGUACCAUUUUUAUUAUGGAACUGUUUCUGCAAUCUUUCCAUGUUAUCGCAAAGACACGUCACAUAAUUCGGUCACGAUUGGUUGGAUCUGUGUUAGUGUGUAGAUUAUAAUAGCGUUCGCAAAACAGUUACAUGUAAAACGCAAUUAGCAUAACAUUUUCCAUGUAGAAAUAUACGAAAGGAGUAAAAAAAUAGCUACGUCUGGUUAUCAGGCGAUUGGAGAGUAAGAAGUUGCAUCAGGUCAAAGGUCGCGUACAUGCGAAAUAUGUCAAAUAAAGACGUCAUCAAAAUGGCGCGUGAAGGCACUACCACGGAUUACAAUGGUGUGUUCGACCCAGAGUGGUAUUUAGACACGUACUACGGCUCUGUGGCUGACCAGGUAUCCGGCCACGUGACUAAUCAGGCGUCCAGUCAGUCUGAUGGAGUGGUUGGUAACCAGUUACAGUUUAACUUACUUCAAUUCAACUUGGAGAAAUAUCACGACAUCUUUCAAUAUGGUGAUGUGAAGGGACGCAGACUACUGGACGUAGGGACGGGCCCGUCAGUACACUCAGUCAUCAGUGCCUGCCGCCAUGUUGAUGACGUAUAUCUCACUGACUUCGCCGCACAAAAUAGGAAAGUGCUAAAUGAUUGGUGGAAAAGUGACAAAACAACUAUUGUAAAAGUUACUGAAUACAUAUUGAGAAAGGAGAAUUCAAGUGAAACGGUCGCGGAGCGCCAUAAAACGAUCAAAGAGAAAGUACGACAUGUUUUGCCAAUUGACGUCACCUUGUCUGAUCCACUUGGAAGCGGAUGUGACGUCAAUCAGUUUGAUAUUAUCACCUCCAGCCUCUGUUUGGAAGCAGCAGCCCAAACGCUUGACCAGUAUCGUAGCAACGCAGCAAAUGUAUCUUCCUUACUGAAGAGCGGAGGACAUUUUAUCCUGAAUGGUGUACUGGAACAGACCUGGUAUCGGAUAGGAGAGGCCAAGUUCUCGUGCGUGAAGCUCACGCGAGAUGACAUAAAAUCGACGUUUGUCAGCUGUGGGUUCAAUAUUCAGCUUUUUGAUGAUGUGAAAUUCAAAUCUAAAGAAGAUGAAUAUUCAGACUUUCACGGAUAUUUUGUCAUGCACGCAAUAAAAGAAUAAGUUAUUCUCUACAGAGUCUAGAGAAUGGACCUUUUUCAUUGACAGUAUAUACCUGUAAAUCCAGUUUAAACAGCUACCAUCAGGAUAGGAUUAAGAAAGUAAAGUCAGGGAGAAAAAGUGCGAGGCAGCCAUUAAGCGAGAUGACGUAAAAUCGACGUUUGUCAGCUGUGGGUUUAAUAUUGCUUCAAUGGAGACUGUGAAGUCGACGGAAGGCGGUUAUUAUUCUGACUUUCACGGUUAUUUUAUAAUGCAUGCAAUUAAAAAAUAAUUGUAAUCAUUAA
Mizuhopecten yessoensis (Yesso scallop) is the source of this 1524-nucleotide messenger RNA. Its product is annotated as indolethylamine N-methyltransferase-like. Lineage: Eukaryota; Metazoa; Mollusca; Bivalvia; Pectinida; Pectinidae. The record is from RefSeq and is a predicted model, not a curated record. The transcript is spliced from 3 exons. Gene Ontology annotation, cellular component: cytosol. Bases 374 to 1243 code for a protein of 289 amino acids. Gene Ontology annotation, molecular function: N-methyltransferase activity.